CUGUGCAAACGGGGGGCGUACGUGUCGUCUCGAGCGUGCUUGCAAGACAGUCCCUGGUGGAGUGUAUAAAUUGGGGCCAUCAGGUUGUGCUUUACCUUCUCCAGCUGAGCUCUGGCUCACCAUAGGACCCUGCUGACCAUGAGGCUCGUUCAAGCGCUUACUCUGUGUCUGGCUCUCUCACUGAGCCUUGCUGCUCCCUCGCAUCAUCAGGAGGGUCAUGAUAAAAAAGACAAACCUCAUGCUGACGGACAUCAGCAUGAAUUGCACCAUGGCGCUAAGCUUGACCGCUGUGCCGGAAUGGAGUUUGAUGCAGUCGCUGUGAACGAGGAGGGAAUUCCUUAUUUCUUCAAGGGUGACCACCUGUUCAAGGGUUUCCAUGGCAAGGCUGAACUGUCUAAUGAAACUUUCCCUGAGCUGGACGACCAUCAUCACCUGGGACAUGUGGAUGCUGCAUUCCGCAUGCACUCUGAAGACAGCCCAGACCACCAUGACCACCAGUUCUUCUUCCUGGACACUAAGGUCUUCAGCUACUACAAGCACAAACUGGAGAAGGGCUAUCCCAAAGAUAUCUCUGAAGUUUUCCCUGGAAUUCCUGACCACUUGGAUGCUGCAGUGGAGUGUCCCAAGCCAGACUGUACUGAUGACACCAUAGUCUUUUUCAAAGGUGAUGAGAUCUACCACUUCAAUAUGAAGACGAAGAAGGUUGAUGAAAAGGAAUUCGAGAGCAUGCCCAACUGCACAGGAGCCUUCCGUUACAUGGAUCAUUAUUACUGCUUCCAUGGACAUCAGUUCUCCAAGUUUGACCCCAUUACAGGAGAAGUCCAUGGCAAAUAUCCAAAGGAGAGCCGUGAUUACUUCAUGAGAUGCUCACAUUUUGGAAGUAAGAGCACUGAUGACCACAUAGAGAGAGAACAGUGCAGCCGUGUGCACUUGGAUGCUAUUACAUCUGACGACGAUGGCAGUGUAUAUGCUUUCAGAGGGCACCACUUCCUCAGCAUAACUGGUGAUAAGUUUCAUUCAGACACAAUUGAGAGUGCUUUUAAAGAGUUACACAGUGAAGUGGAUGCAGUCUUCUCUUAUGAAGGCCAUCUCUACAUGAUCAAGGAUAGUGAAGUGUUUGUGUACAAAGUUGGAGAGCCACACACACACCUAGAGGGUUACCCCAAACCCCUGAAGGAGGAGCUGGGAAUUGAGGGUCCUGUAGAUGCUGCCUUUGUGUGCGCAGACAAACACAUUGCUCAUGUCAUCAAAGGUCAAACAGUCUAUGAUGUUGACUUGAAAGCCACCCCACGUGUGCCUGUGAAGGAAGGAAGCAUAACACAAUUCAAAAGGAUUGAUACUGCAAUGUGCGGACCCAAGGGUGUGACGGUUGUCAUCGGUAACCAUUACUACAUUUAUGAAAGUCCCAUGAUUAUGAUGAUGGCCAAAAUCAUACCUGAACAGCACAGGGUGUCUCAGGAGCUGUUUGGCUGUGACCACUAGAGGGUGGUGUACAGAGAAAGAAAAGAGGAACUGCUGUGCAAGUGACUUAGUCUAUACAGAUUGCGUGGAAAUCUCUUAAAACAUACAUAGAAACUGCACAGACUAAUUUUCAAGCAUUGCCAUAUCCACUUUUUUCUAACAUUUGUCACUCUGAUCUGAAAAUAAAAUUCCUGCCUUUAAUGUUCUUCUCAAAUAACCCGGCUUUCUUCAAACAUGUGAACAUCUAUACAAUCCUGGCUUUGCCAUUGCACAGUGUUGGCUAAUGUAUAUGUGUCUACUACCACCGAGCCUGUAAUAUUUUAUCUGAAGCUCCGUCAAAGUAUAAGACCUGAUUAUUUCUCCUUGAUCUGUGCACUGUGUGGUUAAUAAAUAAUCAUAUCUUUCA
Molecule: messenger RNA, 1867 nt
Organism: Ctenopharyngodon idella (grass carp)
Lineage: Eukaryota; Metazoa; Chordata; Actinopteri; Cypriniformes; Xenocyprididae
Gene: hpxa
Product: hemopexin a
Exons: 10
Coding region: 139-1482 (447 amino acids)
Biological process (GO): intracellular iron ion homeostasis; heme transport
Molecular function (GO): heme transmembrane transporter activity
Source: RefSeq, a predicted model, not a curated record